Messenger RNA from Phanerochaete carnosa HHB-10118-sp, 1624 nucleotides. RefSeq lists its product as uncharacterized. Lineage: Eukaryota; Fungi; Basidiomycota; Agaricomycetes; Polyporales; Phanerochaetaceae. The coding region runs from base 23 to 1624 and encodes 533 amino acids. The record is from RefSeq and is a predicted model, not a curated record. The transcript is spliced from 2 exons.
AGGAUAUAUUGGAUAGGAUAGGAUGCAGGAGGUGCUCGCCAAUCGUGACUUGAUUGUGGAGAUCAUGGCAUAUACAUGGAAAGGCACGCUGGCAGCUCUAGGCCGCACUUGCCAAAUGUUCAAAGAUCCCGCCUUGGAUUCUCUUUGGCGAGAGAUGUCCUCGCUUGAUCCACUCUAUAUGUGUCUUCCAAGCGAUGUGUGUGCGAAGAACGUCAUCGGCGGUCUGGUGUUACGCGGCAGAAUACCUGACAAGCAAGCCGACUGGAAGAGGUUCGAUAUGUACGCCGCACGCAUACACGUCCUCGCUUUUCGACCGGGAUCCGGGCUGCGUCCAACCCUCCUCCGACUGCUCAAGGCUUACUUUCCAGGGCCAGCCCCUGUCCUCCGAAAACUUUCAGUUCGGCGUUUGCUGCAUGUGUGCAGCGAAGGGGAGCUCGCCCUCUGUGUUUCCACCCUUGUCCACCCCAACCUCCAUGCGCUUGAAAUAUAUUCAUCGUUCGAGGACAGCAUGGCUGCAGCACUGGGUCACGCGCAGCUCAGUUGUCCCAAUCUGCGGAGCCUCAUCAUUUCGGGGACAGCUGAUGUACUACCUUUGAUGGGACGGUUUGCUCAACUGCGAGUGCUCGUCUACAACUCACCCGAAGGGGCUAUCAUUGAUGCCCCGUCCAUCAUUCUGCUCUCCCAGUUACCCCAUCUCCAGAACCUGAAAAUCUCGAGCAAGGUCACUGCCACCUCGUUUAGGCACGAUGUGCCACUCUCGAAUGCGAUCGGGGCGUUUUUCCCAGCUCUCGAAGAAUUGACUCUGGAAGAUGUGUCGCAUUUGCAAACGUUGUCCCGUCUUCUGCAGCUCAUCGAGUCACCCUCCAUGCGUCUCAUCUCAAUUUCCUACCAGCUCUCAGGAGUACCAAAGAGCGAUACGCUAGCACUUUCGUCCGGCCUUUCCAGCCACACCUGCCUGACCACACUUCACCUUACGAACCGCAGCCCCCCAAGUGACGCAGUCACGGUGGCCGAUUUCGAACCUCUUAUCCGCUUGACGAACCUACAAGAGGCUCGCUUCGUGGAUAUCAUGACCGACCGAAAUGUCUCGACGUCCUCCGCCAUACCCCAGCUGACGUCCACAUGGGUCAAGGUACAAAGCCUUCACAUCGAAUGCAGCGUCUGGCACGAUCCUGAUUCCAAAAAUCUUCAUGCCCCUAGCCUCGAGCGCCUCUUAAAGCACUUCGCUGCGAAAUUACCGCACCUGCACGACCUCCACCUGGCGGUGUUGGCUGAUAGUGCUAUCAGUACUUUUUUUCUAAGAUUCAAGAAGGACCUGCUCACCCCGCGCAUCACACACCCACUGCAUCUCACGCUGCAGCCGGUAUCAGCAUUGCAGUCGAAAGCCGAUCCUUUUACAGUCGCAGUUUACAUAUCCGACACAUAUCCCAACAUCAACAUAGUUUUCAACGGUGCUGAGGCAGCACUUCAAAGGCCCGAGAUCACUGAACGUAACAAAUCCAUGGCUUCAGCCUGGAAAAACGUGCAAAAUCUGGUGAAAAAGCUGGCUGCGAUUCGAGAUACUGAGAGGGAAAGAGUUGGUCUCGAGAUGCUGAGGAUACUUAACAGCGACCCGGCAGAAUAG